AUCUGACAAAGAGGCCACAAAGCAGGGCGUGGGAAAGCUGCGAGAAAAAAUGAUGGAGUGGGCCUAUAAAGGGUAACAAGUCUCUCCAUUCCAGACAAACGUUUUUGGUUUAGCCUAGUGAACAAGAGCAUCGCAGAAAGAGAUCUACAACAGGUGAAAUCAUGCGGACAACUCUACGUGCUGGAAUGUUGGCCGCGCUCGCCGUGUUGGCGAUGGUGGUCGGCAACAGCGAAGGAGCGGUGCUGUCCAAAUGCGAGGUCAGGAAUCACAUGCAAGAGGCCUUCAACAAGCUGCCCGAGCACGUCCUACUCAUGAUUGACGCAGAAGAUCUGAUGGCGAAGAUCGUUUGCCACGUAGAACUCACCUCUGGCUUCGACACCAGCGCUGUAAACCAGCUGAUGGUCACCCAAGACUCCCAGGGUUCUUCUGGAAGUCAAGGAGGAAGGCGCCGGGGUAGACGGGCAGCCGGCGCUGGAGGCUCACGGUUUGCAAUUGCCAAGUUCAUGGGCUCCAAGUCCGAGGAGGGAUCUGGUGGUAGCAGCAGCAGCAGCAGCAGUAGCAGCAGCAGCAGCAGCGAGGAGUUGGUCGAGCAGAGCGGAGAGCUGUGGACCCUCUACGGCAUUUUCCAGAUGAGCGACCGCGUCAUGUGCGUGUCCGGUUCCGUGCCAUCACUGAACAUCUGCCAGACGGACUGCCAAGCCUUUCUGGAUGAUGAUAUCACUGAUGAUAUCGCCUGCGCUGAAGAAAUUAAAGCCAAAAUGAUGUCCAGCCCUGGUGAACAUACUGAGGCCAAGGCUCUCUUAAAGAAAAUGAUGGCGCUGCUGUUCCAGCCGGAGUGCAGCGCCGUGGACUACACGGAGUACUUCGCCGCCUGCUAGUGAGCGACUCAAGCCCAUAUUGUGAGAGUAGCACAAGCGCAGUAAUUUCCCCAUUUGUAUAUCUUGUAGUGUUGUCCGAUUGCAACUGUUCUACACGAUCACGGCCUUUCAAAAGCAAAAAUAAAAACGCAUAGAGUUCUGCAAA
This is a messenger RNA of Sardina pilchardus (European sardine), 1023 nucleotides long. RefSeq lists its product as uncharacterized. Gene Ontology annotation, molecular function: lysozyme activity. Bases 162 to 878 code for a protein of 238 amino acids. The transcript is spliced from 5 exons. NCBI's taxonomy places the organism in Eukaryota, Metazoa, Chordata, Actinopteri, Clupeiformes, Clupeidae. The record is from RefSeq and is a predicted model, not a curated record.